GGCCGAGCCCCGCCCGCCGCCGGGCCAGCAGCAGCAGCGGCGGCCACAGCAGCAGCGGGCGGCGGAGGGUGCCCGGCAGCAGCAGCAGCAGCAGCAGGAGGAGCAGCAGCAGCGCCGCUCGCUCCGCAGCGCAAGGGGAGGUGAGCGGCAGCGGGCAGCGGCGCCGGCUCCUGCUCGCCGGGGCUCCGCCGGGCGGGGCUGCGCGGUUCGGUUCGGCAGCACCAGCUCCGGAGUGAGCGGUGCGAGGGGGACGGGGCUCCGCCUGUGAGACGCGUUCGCUUCGCGGUUUGUCUUCUCAUUCUUGCUUCACGAGAGAUGAUCUGAAGUGGCGGCAGCCUGGUGGUGGUUUGCGCCGAUAGUUGAAGGAGCAUUGCGUUGUAACUGUCCUUCUGCGGCGUAGUGGGUUCGGUUCUAUGUGAAUAAGCAGUUUCAGGGGCAGGUUGCACUAGCUGGCAAAUUAAAAAAUAAGAAAGCAAGAAGCUGGAAGAGUUUUGAUCACCAGGAAGAUCUGAACCAAUGGACUGUAUGGAUAUAGAUAUGUUUGAAGGCAUCUGCUCUUCCCCUUACAAGAAUCAUGAAUAAACUGGCAGACCAGCAGGACCACAUGAUACCAUGAAGAGAAGCUUACAGGUCCUCUAUUGCCAACUGUUUAGUGUUUUACUGAUCUUGGCACUGACAGAAGAGCUGGUGUUUUCUGUUCAGGUACUGUCUCCCACUGUCUCCUCCUCUCAGGGCUUCCCAACGAACACUACAACUAUCACAGCCAUGGGAACAACACCUCACCGCAAAGACCACCACACGGCAGAGCCCCUUCCCACGUCUGCUCAAGCCAUGUCCCACCCCAUCAGCCUGGUGGAGAAAGCCCCUUCCAUCGGGCAAGAGCAAGAGAGUGGUCCUCGCAUCGGCGAGAAGGAAACUUAUCAUUUGUACAACCAGAGUGCUUUGUACUCAGGACGGUCUCGCCCCAAGGGGAAAAUAUUCCAGGUUUUCAAAGGCAACUUCUCAGAGUCGACAGAGCCUUACCUAAAGACAACCCUGCACUCUCCCUUCCCUACCCUGAGGAGCCCUUUCACAGACCACCCAUUUCAGUCCCAGACCACAGCAUCCAGUGAUCCAAAUGGAAUGGGGCUGGCAAGAACUACACACUCAGACCCUUCUCCCCACCGCACCACCUUGGGAAGCCUUAGGGAAGCAGAGCGAGGGGAUGGGACCGAGGUAGUAGUGCAGGAGGCAGAUUUUGCCACCACAACUGCUGGACCAUCAACUGAUCCUGAAGCAGUGUCGGUGCCUUUUAAACCCACCCGCUAUGGCAUGUGGGAUAUGCUGAGCAAAAACAACUCUUGGGUAACCUUGAAUCUCAGUACAAAUGUCCCUCUGUUUGCUGGCUCUGGAUCUGCUACAGCAGCAGCUGGUCACUCAGUUCAGACCAGUUUUGACGUCAGCAUCUCGUCCUCGGCAGCGGGAGACCCUGAGGGACUGACUCCGACGCAGCACGGCGCGGUGACCAAUGCCACAUCGCCGGGCAAUGCCCUCUCCUCAGUGCCUGCCACCAGGUUGUCCAGCUCCACCUCCACAGCUGGCUCCACUGCCACCGGGAACUUCCUGAACAGACUGGUUCCUGCCGGGACCUGGAAACCAGGUGUGCAAGGAAACAUCUCCCAUGUCACCGAGGGGGACAAACCCCAGCACAGAGCAACCAUCUGUCUCAGCAAGAUGGACAUUGCCUGGAUCAUUCUGGCUAUCAGCGUCCCUAUAUCCUCAUGUUCAGUUCUGCUGACAGUCUGCUGCAUGAGAAGGAAGAAGAAGACCUCUAACCCAGAGAACAAUCUGAGCUAUUGGAAUAAUGCUAUUACCAUGGACUACUUCAACAGGCAUGCUGUGGAGCUACCAAGAGAGAUCCAGUCACUGGAGACUUCAGAGGACCACCUGUCGGAGCCGCGCUCCCCAGCCAACGGCGACUACCGCGACAGCGGGAUGGUCCUGGUGAACCCCUUCUGUCAGGAAACGCUGUUUGUGGGACAUGAGCAAGUCUCUGAAAUAUGACCCCCCCAGCUGCCCCCGUACUGCAGUUUCAUCUCUACUGUCUCCAAAUUAUAAAUAAAUAUAUAUAUAUUAUAAAUAUAACCUUUGUGUAACCCUGAACUACAAGAAAUGUUUUCAGCUUUUCUUUUGUCCCUCAGAAUUGUCAGCCCCUUUUUUAUAAGUGUGGUAAAACUUUACAGAACAAACUGUGGCUUUAUAAAAUAAAGGUAUUUCUAAGCAAAA
Molecule: messenger RNA, 2265 nt
Organism: Taeniopygia guttata (zebra finch)
Lineage: Eukaryota; Metazoa; Chordata; Aves; Passeriformes; Estrildidae
Gene: TMEM108
Product: transmembrane protein 108
Biological process (GO): postsynaptic density organization; retrograde axonal transport; dendrite extension
Cellular component (GO): postsynaptic density; endosome membrane; early endosome
Source: RefSeq, a predicted model, not a curated record